Molecule: messenger RNA, 3896 nt
Organism: Linum trigynum
Lineage: Eukaryota; Viridiplantae; Streptophyta; Magnoliopsida; Malpighiales; Linaceae
Source: the annotation of a GenBank genome assembly
CCAACGAAAUGGCCGACCCAGGUUUUAUUCUGAUCGACCAAAAAUAACAACUUAAACUAAGUGCGGUCGACCAGGUGGUCGUUGACGUCGACCGCAAUGCUUUCUCGUGCUGCCCAAAUUAGUCGAUUCGGUCGACCGCCUUCAGCAAUAGGUCGACUGAAAAGUGCAUGUCACCGUGACAUGCAUGUCAUAGUAGGCAUACCCUAAAAGUUAAACCACACCUUUGUUUCUUCCCAACGGCAUCUCGCUCUAGCCAUGAGGUGUGUCAAUUGAUUGUCACAUCUUCCCCCAAAUCUCCAUUUCAUUUAUGCCCCGUCUUUACCAAAUCAGGAAUUUCUUGACAGACCAUUUCAAUCUCUAUCUCCGUCUUCUUCUCCUUAUCAAUCAACGAUUUGGAAUCUAAUUCCAUCAAGACCGGACGAUAUUUUAGAUCAAUUUGAAUUCAACAAUUAUGUCUAUUUUCAGAUUGUUUGUUUACGCCUAAAUUUAGGCAUGGUCCCUUACACACUAAGCUAGUAGUAGCCUAGUAGCUAGUGUCAUCACUCAUCACUGCAACUUUUGUUUACCCGCGGCGGUUUCGUGUAUAGUAUUAGUACCUUACAAAUACAAUCCUGAUCUUAAGCCUUGCAGUGCCGCAUUUUUAACGUUUUGAAUCCCUGAUCAGGCCGCAGUUUUGACUUUUCCUCCGAUCCAAGCCACUACAAUUCGUCAAUUCGCCCGCUUCGCCGUCACGUCCGGGGUGCUUUCCUCCUGAUCCAAAGCACAAACAAGCGAGCAGUCUUCGGCUGCACUCCACAGUCCAAAAUCAAUUUUAAGCAUCUUUGCGUGCCGAAAAGUUGCCCUCCUUGAAGAGGCAUCGGGGCACCCCGCCCAACACUCGUAAUAUCCUCAAAUUCCUCACCUUGUCAACUUCCCUCCAAGCUAUUCCGCCUCGGGCCAUUUCUGGGUUCCUCAUUCGGCACUGUCUGAGUUCCGGAAUCUGUACGAAUUUCCUUUCUUGAAACUUUAUCUGACUUCCCUCCUCCCGCUCCGUACUUUCGAACCAUUUGCAGAGUCAUAUAUUGGGUUCUGGCGGGAUUGAUCCUCUAUUUAAUGCACGACCUUAGGCUCUGCUUUUGGGAACAAGGUCAGGACUGAGAUUUACGCAUUGAGUUCCAUAGAGACGGCGAGAGCAAGUAUGGGUUUACUAGUGCCGAGUUUGAAUGUUUGUCCUCGGAGUCGAUGUGGGUUGUUUUGGGUUUUGGUUGUACUGUUGUUGGGGAGUAGUACUAGGGUGGCGUUCUCCGAUUCCAAGUACUUGGUUGGCCUCGGAACCUACGACAUCACUGGCCCUGCUGCUGAUGUGAAUAUGAUGGGUUACGCUAUGAUGGAACAGACCACCUCUGGCGUUCACUUCAGGCUGCGAGCUCGGAGUUUUAUCGUGGCGGAGCCGGGAAAGAACCGAGUGUUGUUUGUCAACCUGGAUGCUUGUAUGGCCUCGCAGAUUGUGACCAUCAAAGUGCUUGAGAGGUUGAAGGCCAGGUAUGGAGACUUGUACACGGAGAAGAAUGUUGCUAUCAGUGGGAUUCACACUCAUGCUGGCCCUGCGGGCUAUCUCCAGUAUGUUGUGUAUACUGUGACUUCUCUAGGCUUUGUUCGUCAGUCAUUCGAUGCCCUUGUAGAUGGCAUUGAGCAAAGCGUUAUUCAAGCACACGAUAAUCUCCGGCCUGGAUCAAUUAAUGUGAACGCAGGGGAAGUCAUGGAUGCUGGUAUAAAUCGAAGUCCUAGUGCAUAUCUGAAUAAUCCUUCUGAAGAGCGCAGUAAAUACAAAUAUGAUGUCGACAAAGAAAUGACCCUCAUAAAGUUUGUGGAUGAUGAAUGGGGUCCAAUUGGUAGUUUCAACUGGUUUGCCACUCAUGGAACCUCUAUGACUAACACGAACUCUUUGAUAAGUGGGGAUAACAAGGGUGCUGCUGCCCGAUUCAUGGAAGACUGGUUUGAGCAGAAUAACAGUGCAAGUUCCGAGUCUGUUGAAAGUGCAGGAGAAGGAAUCCCAAGGAGAGUUUCUAGUAUCAUUCCAGAUGUGCAGAGCCACCACCGCGAGCAUGAGCUACUGGAGCUUGCUGCAUCUUUUGGUUCCACUCCUGGUAAACCAGCAACUAAGACUCUAAGUGUUGCAGGUCGAGUAAGGAGUGCUCUCAGGAAGGCAGACAAACCUAGUUUUGUGUCUGCGUUUUGUCAGUCUAACUGUGGUGAUGUUAGUCCCAAUGUGCUUGGAGCUUUUUGUACGGAUACUGGGCUUCCCUGUGACUUCAAUCACAGUACCUGUGACGGGAAGAAUGAGCUGUGUGUUGCCCGAGGACCUGGUUACCCCGAUGAGUUUGAAAGUACACGUAUCAUUGGAGAAAGACAAUUCAGGAAAGCAGUGGAGCUUUUCAAUAAUGCAACUGAGGAAUUGACAGGAGAGAUUGACUAUCGCCAUGCUUAUCUUGACUUCUCUCAGCUUGAUGUAAUGGUCCCUAAACAAGGUGGAGGUACUGAAGCCGUGAAGACAUGUCCUGCUGCAAUGGGGUUUGCAUUUGCUGCUGGAACUACAGAUGGACCAGGAGCUUUUGAUUUUAAGCAAGGAGAUGACAAGGGAAAUGCCUUCUGGAAGCUGGUGCGCAACAUGCUGAAGUCCCCAACUAAAGAACAGGUUGCUUGUCAGCAACCAAAGCCUGUCUUGCUUGAUACUGGUGAAAUGACGCUACCCUAUCAGUGGGCACCUUCGGUUCUUCCAAUCCAAAUCCUUCGUGUGGGUCAGCUAGUUAUUCUCAGCGUUCCUGGAGAAUUCACAACCAUGGCUGGAAGGCGACUUCGGGAUGCUGUGAAGCAGGUGAUGACCCGUGGCAAGAAUGAAAAACUCCACGUUGUUAUAGCUGGGUUGACUAAUACCUACUCACAGUACAUAACCACCUUUGAAGAGUACGAAAUACAGAGAUAUGAGGGUGCCUCUACUCUAUAUGGUCCACACACACUGAGUGCAUACAUUCAAGAGUUCAAGAAGCUUGCAGGGGCUCUCAUUCGAGACCAACCCGUGGAGCCAGGUCCUCAGCCGCCAGAUAUGCUCAGCAAGCAGAUCAGCAUGCUGACACCCGUCCUCAUGGACACUACCCCACUCGGCACUCAUUUUGGCGACUGCAGCACUGACGUCCCCAAGAACGCUACUUACAAGAGAGGCGACAUGGUGAGUGUCGUGUUCUUGUCGGCUUGCCCCAGGAAUGAUCUCAUGACGGAAGGCACAUUUGCAGUGGUGGAGAUCCUUCAGGACAUGGAUACAUGGGUCCCAGCGUACGAUGACGAUGAUUUCUGCUUGAGGUUCAUAUGGUCGAGGCCUGCCAAGCUGAGCUCUCGCAGCCAUGCUACCAUCGAGUGGAGGAUCCCCCAGUCAGCCACCCCUGGUGUGUACAGGAUCAGACAUUUUGGUGCUGCCAAGGCGCUUUUUGGUUCCGUUCGCCAUUUCACUGGCUCCUCUAGCGCCUUUGUUGUGGCAUGAGGUAUGGUACGUCUUUGUUCUUCAAAGGGAUCAUAGAAGACGAUGGACCCAUUUCUUGUUUGUGUUCACACGACUUGAUGUAAAAAUUAAUUUGGUGUAAUAUAUCGCAUUCGUUUGGUGGGAAAUGGUAAUUGAACCAUGUCGAAGAAGCGGCAAAUUUAGUACUUUGGGAUUGUUCCGAGCAUCAUUAGUACUUAAUCCUAUAUUUUCCUUAAGAGUAGUUUGGUUGUGGGAUUUUAAAACCAUGAAUUUUCGGAUUGAAGAAUCAUGUAGGAUUUUUUUUCAUUUUGAAUUUGUGUUGGAUUUUGAAAAGUGUUUGUUUGUUAGAAUUUCAUAUGAGAUUUGUCUCAUUGGGAUUUAUUAAUAAUAGGUUGAAUUUACA